Molecule: messenger RNA, 1305 nt
Organism: Oncorhynchus kisutch (coho salmon)
Lineage: Eukaryota; Metazoa; Chordata; Actinopteri; Salmoniformes; Salmonidae
Product: transmembrane protein 74B-like
Exons: 4
Coding region: 453-1142 (229 amino acids)
Source: RefSeq, a predicted model, not a curated record
UAUAGCUCAAGGUGGCUACUUCGGAAUGUCGGCGUGCAUGGGAAAAACUGUACAUUUUUAACAUUUAUGGUUGAGAUUUAAUUAAUAUAAACUAUGCAUGUUCGUUACACAUGUCAAGUCAGUCAGAAGUUCAAUGGACAGCCACGUGGUAGUAUGAUUGACUAGGCUUAAUUCUGGCACAUAUCACCCCCCAUAGUGCAGGUAAACGUUUUUAAUGUCAUUACUGUCAGCUCCACAACCAGCUGAAGCGAUGCGCUCCCUUUCAACCACCAAUUUCAUGGCACCGUUUGUUUGCGCAUGGCCAGUUGCUCUCUAGGUCUUUCGGUCCCCCUCGAAACAACCGGCAUCUUUGCACUACAACAUCUUAUCACCGGAGCGUCAACGCUUGGGGGUAUUUGGCAAAAUAAGGAAGGGUGGCCAAAUCAUGACCUGAGCAGAUCGACUGAAUUUCGAUGGAGUCUUUGAAUGCCGUAGAGCUCUGUGAAUUGGGGGAUGGCGACAAGCCCGCUGCCUGCGAGGUCACUACAACUCCGCGAAAAGCUACCCAGUCAAGACCUCGGACAGUAGUUAGCACUGGAAUCGAGAACACGUCAUAUCAGGACGAGGAGCACGAGAUGAGGUUCAGUCCCCAGGGAGCAGACAGCUCGAGUGUUCAUCUGUCCACGUCUAAUGACAGGGGCUAUCAGUCACAACCCAGGCCUUUCCAGCGAGAUGAGCUGUCACACCGCUCUGAGGCAGGACAUGAGGCUGACUUUAAAAACCAUUCACUCGACUACGGGUUCCUAUUUGCCAUGGUGUUCUUGGUGAGUGGAAUUGUACUGGUGGUCAUUUCCUACACCAUUCCCCGAGAGGCUAAGGUCAACCCAGACCUGGUGUCAGCUCGUCAGAUGGAGAAACUGGAGAUGUACUACACACAACUGGGCUCGCACCUCGACAAGUGUAUCAUAGCAGGCCUGGGACUGUUGACUCUAGGGGGAAUGCUCUUGUCCAUCUUGCUAAUGGUGUCCAUAUGCAAAGAAAGUAAGAGUCCUGCUAUGUGGAACAUCUUCGAUCCUAUGAACUGUCCUCAGGCAACUCAAUAUCAGAGUUCAACGAUACAUCCACCCUCUCAGCAUACAACACAGGAGGCAGAUUGCUCCUGAGGCUCAAGAGAUUCAUACAACUAUACUGAAAAGAUGGCAGAACCUACAUACCAGACCUUACUUCGUCUCCAUAUUAGAGGUCGACCGAUUAUGAUUUUUCAACGCCGAUACCAAUACUGAUUAUUGGAGGACCAAAAAAAGCCAAUUCCGAUUAAUCGGCCGA